Molecule: messenger RNA, 1116 nt
Organism: Drechmeria coniospora
Lineage: Eukaryota; Fungi; Ascomycota; Sordariomycetes; Hypocreales; Ophiocordycipitaceae
Exons: 3
Coding region: 1-1116 (371 amino acids)
Source: RefSeq, a predicted model, not a curated record
AUGAAAGUCUCGUCGGUGCUUCUUUCUGCAUCCUUAUGGGCCGUGACCGUGAGUGGUUUUGGAGCCAGAGGGUGUGCUGAACGGGCUCUUUAUUAUUCGAUGUAUAUUUCUGAAGAAAUACUUGCCGAAGGCGAUAUGAAGUUCGCGACGGGCUGUGUUGGCAGCCGUACCGGUAUUGGCGGUCAAGCUCGCAGGUGUUACCUCUCUGAAUUUUUGACCUGGAUCGAUAGUAAGCAGAUAAAGAACCUCAACUACGACAAGGUCAAUAUUGGAGGCGCAUCUACUGAGAGUGGUAGAGCAACUGGGAACUGGCAUAAUCAGGAAAACAUACUCAAGAAUGACAAUGCGAAGAAUCGGGUGAAAGACAUCAGAGAUAUGAUUCUUCAUGCCAAUCUAGCGGGGUUUAAAUCAUACAACCCUCCUCCGGAUGGAAUGGACAGGAGAAGUAAGGAAUGGACCGGAUGGCGAGCCGCGAAUCCGGACUGGAAAGAGGGCAUGCCAAAGGGAGAAGGCCACACCAAAGCUUUCGUCCCAUUGAAAAACGGAAAGCCCAUUGCUACAACUGAAGCCUUGAAGGCAAAGCCCUUCCAAGAUUUCUUAAACUAUCAGCAUAUCGACGGUAUCGAAAGGGACCACAGCCCCGCAAAGUAUCAAGAAUUUAUUCACACUUUAUCUGAUCACCAACAGCGGAUCAAUACGGCCUUUGAAAGAUCCAGCAACGAAGUUAAGGGAAAAUUUAAAUCUUGGAUGCAAUCCAUUACGAUGGCGACCGACAUGAUUAUCGAAAUGCGAAAACAGGACCAUUUCAAGAACGUAAUAUACGGGGCAAAGAAAUUUGCAAAUCGCCCUCAUUUAGAAAGGUCAUUUGGAACAGACCUUCGUUUAGACAAGAUUCAAGGCACAUUUGAGAAGUUUGAAGUGCCAAAGAAAACGGAGACAAUAGAGGCGGCGGUCCUAUCCAAUAGGUUCGAAUCAAGGGAAGCGGCCGAGGCUGCGUUUGACAAAAUCUCGCGGACUGAAGAGAGCGUUAAACAUCUGGAUGUAAUUCAGACGAUGAAAAAUCUGAGGGCUCGCUACACAGGUUCAGAGGCCAUCUCACAUGGCACUUGCAAAUAG